AUGGAUAAUUUACAGCCACAAAAAAGAAAUAUAAAAGAAAAAAAUGAAAAUGUGAAUGAUAAAUUAAAUAAUGAAGAAUUAAAAAGAAAAACCAAUUAUAAUGAAUCCAAAUUUAAAAAGUUUUGUGGUUGUACUGAUUUUAUUUUAAAUUUACCUAGUAUUGAUGAAGGUUUAAAAUUUUUGAAACAUGAAAUAGACAAUAGCAUAUUAAAUUUUAAUUAUAAUACAAUGCUUUUAAAUGAGAAAGUUGAAAGACUAAAUGAUGUAGAACGCAAUGUGUCUAUACCGAUGGAUUUACCUUUUUUAUAUUCAUUUAAUUUAGAAAAUAAUGAAGAUAUAAGAAAUUGGAUUAAUGAACAAAAUGUAUGUGAAAAAGAAAAAUAUUCUAAAUUGCUCAAUAAUAUAUUUUUAAAUGAUAAGUUGAAAGAAUUUUCUUCUUGUUUGCCAGUUGUUAAAUCAUUUGAAAAAGAAGAUUUUGAUUUAUUAAGUACGACCAUUCCUAACUAUUUUAAAAGUGUAAGAAAUAAUAUACUAGCAAAUGAAGAAAAAAAAAGUAGAGAAAUUGAUAAAAUUGCUAGUAAUGUAUAUGAUAAAUCAAUAGAUAACAUAAAUACAAAAAACGUAAGAAAACGAAUUCUUUAUAAUCAAUAUUUUGAACAUCCUUUAAAAAAAUAUUUAAAAAUUAAAAAAGUUUAUCCUGUAGUCCCAUAUAUAUCAGUAUGGAAAAAUAGGUAUAUACAAGGUAUAAUGGAAAUUGAAAAUAAUAAUCAAAAUAAUGAAAAUAAAAAAUGCAGUCAUCAAAAUGAUAAUAAAAAAAAAAUAAUAAAUAAAGGAUUAUACGGUCUUUUGUAUUUAAUAGAGAAAAGUAGAGAUAAGCAUAUGUAUAGUUUGUAUAAAGAUCAUGACAUAAACAAUAUGAAUUACCUCUUAAAGAAUUUGAAAAAUAGAGAUGAUAACGAGAAAAAAGAAAAUAUUGAUGAUAAAAAAAAUAUCCUCAAAGAAGAAAAUAGUAAUAAUUUAGAAAACAGUGAUAAUGAAAAGAGCAUUGGAAAUAUUAAGAAUAGAAAUUUACAACCAAAUGAAAAUAAUAAUAAUAAUAGUAAUAAAACAAAAAAAAAAAUUAGUUUAAGUAAAUUUUUAAUAAAAAAGCAUAUUUUGAAAUUAAAGAAGUUAGAAAAAUUAAAAAAUAAUCUUUCAAAAGAAAUGAAAAAAUCAUAUACAAUAGAUAACAAAGAAGAAUUUUCCAAUACAAAAAAAAAAACUUUUAUGAGAUUAUCAUCACAAAUAAAUGAAAAAUCAGCAUUUAAUGAAGCGUUUAAGUAUCAGCAAAUGGAAAAAUAUUCAGAUGAAGAUAAUGAAAAACCUGAAAUGAAAAAUGAAAAAAGUUUUCCUAAUAUGGAAAGUUCAAUUAAUAAAAAUUUACUUGAUGAAAAUGUACGGCUUUUCAAGUAUGUAAGAGAUUAUAAGUCUCCCUCUUUUAUGUUAAAUAAAAACGAUACAUUAUCAUAUGCUAUAGGUUUUUCAGAAAAAAAAUUAGCUUUUAUAUUUCCUACACUAUCUAAAAAAAUUAUUUUCUCUAAAACUGGCCACCAAAAAAGAAAAAAUUAUAUUUUAUUAAAAGAAUAA
Plasmodium relictum is the source of this 1626-nucleotide messenger RNA. Its product is annotated as conserved Plasmodium protein, unknown function. The transcript has a single exon. The record is from RefSeq and is a predicted model, not a curated record. NCBI's taxonomy places the organism in Eukaryota, Apicomplexa, Aconoidasida, Haemosporida, Plasmodiidae. The coding region runs from base 1 to 1626 and encodes 541 amino acids.